AUGGCGGAAAACCUGAGGAGGCUGGUCUCGAACGAAACUUUACGACGGUUGCAGGACAGGAUAGACUCCUGGGCCAAAGAGUACAACACAAACUCAUGUGAUCAGAAUCUAAAUUACUGCCUUGAAAUCAUUGAACAAGUUGCCAGAGUGCAGGGACAGCUCUUUGGAAUCCUCACUAUUGCAGCCCAAGAAGGAGGACAUAAUGAUGGUGUGGAAACAAUCAAGUCUCGCCUUUUGCCUUGGCUGGAGGCUUCUUUUACUGCUGCUUCCAUGGGAAAACCUGUUGACAGCAGGGUCCCCUCUCUACAGGACACAUUUGAAAGGGAGAGACUUAAAGGGAGUAGUCCUCGGGACCUUAAAGGGAGGAGUAGUCCCCGGGACCUUAAAGCGAGUAGUCCUCGAGACCUUAGAGCGAGUAGUCCUCGGGACCUACAACAACUAGACUCUGACUUGAACUCAACCCGUAAUCAACUCAACCAGGUUAAAGACGAUCUUGCUGAAACUGGAAAGUCUCUCGAAGAAACCAAGAACAGAUCUGCCAUAUCCCUUUUGGCUGCAGAGGAGGAAAUAAAUCAGCUAAAAAAGCAGCUUAAAUCUCUUCAAGCCCAGGAGGAUGCUCGCCAUAGGAACUCAGAACCUAGGCAGCAGCGGUGCGCAGAGCAGCGGAACCUAGAGCAGCGGUGCGCAGAGCUGCGGAGCUUAGAGCAGCAGCGGAGCUUGGAGCAGCGGUGCGCAGAGCAGCGGAACGCAGAGGUGAUCUCUGACUAUGAGAAACAGCUCCGAAACCUGAAGGAUGAGAUUGCUGUCUUGUCGGCUGAAAAAGCUGGUCUUCAAGGAAGGGCACCCAGGAGCCGGUCUCCUAGCCCUGGCCCACGCAGCCGCAGCCCCAGCCGGAGCAGGUCCAGCAGCCCCAACAACAAAAUCGCCAAGAUCAGAAACACGUCCCCAAACGGUGGUUCCAAAAUGUCCAGUGUGGCACGCAAAGCUGCUCUCCUGUCCCGAUUCAGCGACGCCUAUUCCCAGGCCCGCCUGGAUGCCCAGUGCUUGCUGCGGCGCUGCAUCGACAAAGCAGAGACAGUGCAGCGGAUCAUCUACAUCGCCACUGUGGAGGCAUUUCACGUGGCGAAAAUGGCAUUCAGACACUUCAAGAUCCGGGUGAGGAAGACAUUAACACCAAAUUAUGGAGGGUCGAAUGACUUUGAGAAUGCUGUCUCCGAAUAUAUCAUUUGCCAUCUUGAUCUGUAUGACUCCGUUAGCAGUGUUAACGAUGUGAUCCGUGCCAUGAAUGUCAACCCCAAGAUCUCAUUCCCCCCUGAAGUUGACUUUUGCCUUCUCAGUGACUUUAUCCAGGAGAUUUGCUGCAUCGCCUUUGCCAUGCAGUCCUUAGAGCCACCCCUUGACAUUGCCUUUGGGGCGGAUGGAGAAGUUUUUAAUGACACCAAGUACCGUCGUAGCUAUGACUCGGAUUUCACCGCUCCCUUGGUCUAUUACCACGUAUGGCCUGCUCUCAUGGAGAAUGACUGCGUCAUUAUGAAGGGAGAAGCUGUCACCAGGAGAGGGGCUUUUUGGAAUUCAGUGAGAGCUGUGAGUCGGUGUCGAAGCAGGAGUUUAAGUCCCAUUUGCCCCCGUAACCGCAUUGGUUUAAGCACGAUAUCUCGAAGUCGAAGUCCUUCUCCAAUAAGAUGUACAUUGCCAAGAGAAGCUGUCACUAACACAGAGCCAAAUGCACAUCUGGCCCAGGAGUUGAAAAAGCCGGAGGAGGCAGAGGAAGGCGGAACAGUUGCAGAUCCAGCUGCUGCCCGAAGUCACAGGAAACAAUAG
Molecule: messenger RNA, 1821 nt
Organism: Urocitellus parryii (Arctic ground squirrel)
Lineage: Eukaryota; Metazoa; Chordata; Mammalia; Rodentia; Sciuridae
Gene: Spata18
Product: spermatogenesis associated 18
Biological process (GO): mitochondrial protein catabolic process; mitophagy by internal vacuole formation
Cellular component (GO): mitochondrial outer membrane
Source: RefSeq, a predicted model, not a curated record